AUGGGUCCCCCUCGCAGAAAGAUGCUGGCAACAGCAGAAGAAACCCUCACACCCCCCGACUCGCUCUCCGACACCCAACAGAUCGUGCGCGCAAUCAAAGCCACCGGAAACAACAUCUACCUGAUCGAACACACAGACAAGAGCCAGGUGCUGGUCGAAUUGCCCGCACGGUUCCGCUCCACCAUCUGGAUCAAGCGUGGCUCGUAUGUGGUUGUCGAUACUAAGGGCCAGGAGGAGCGGGAUAAUAAAAUUCGCGGGGAGAUAGUCAAUGUGGUUAGGGAUGAGAAGGCUUGGAGGAAGGCUCCUUUUUGGCCCAAGGAGUUCGUGAAACAGCCUGCUGUCGUCGCUGCUGACUCUGAUGACGAGGAAGAGUCUCGUGUUGGUCAGAUGCCUUCAUCGGACGAGUCAGAAUGA
This is a messenger RNA of Penicillium canescens, 414 nucleotides long. RefSeq names its product putative eukaryotic translation initiation factor eIF1a-like protein. Gene Ontology annotation, biological process: translational initiation. NCBI's taxonomy places the organism in Eukaryota, Fungi, Ascomycota, Eurotiomycetes, Eurotiales, Aspergillaceae. The transcript has 2 exons. The coding region runs from base 1 to 414 and encodes 137 amino acids. The record is from RefSeq and is a predicted model, not a curated record. Gene Ontology annotation, molecular function: translation initiation factor activity; RNA binding. Gene Ontology annotation, cellular component: nucleus.